Molecule: messenger RNA, 3111 nt
Organism: Kwoniella shivajii
Lineage: Eukaryota; Fungi; Basidiomycota; Tremellomycetes; Tremellales; Cryptococcaceae
Exons: 6
Coding region: 1-3111 (1036 amino acids)
Biological process (GO): retrograde transport, endosome to Golgi
Cellular component (GO): Golgi membrane; Ric1-Rgp1 guanyl-nucleotide exchange factor complex
Source: RefSeq, a predicted model, not a curated record
AUGUCAUCCUAUUUCCCCUUUUCAUCCUCCUCGACUCCUCUCGCACAACCGACGCAUAAUGUCAACCUUGAUGAUCCACAUCUUCAACUGACUGUGACCCCUUCAGCUUCGGCGUAUUACGCCGGAGAAACAUUCUCAGUGACGAUCACAUUCACCAACACUCGAACACCACCAUCGGAUGCCUCUCAUCCUAAGACACCUGGAUCGGGUCCUUCUACCGCUGAUAUAAGGACAGCUACAUCUGCAGAAAGACACCUUCCAGCCUUAAGUCCACGUGAAGACCUUCUGUCAAUACAAGCCUUACCAGAGAGGAAACAUCAGAUAGGAUUGAAUAGCCCUUCUAUACCUUUGAGUUAUGGUGAUACGAACGCUGAAGCUGGUUCAUCAAGAAUAACAACUCCUACGCCUGAUCCAUUGUCGAUCAAUUCGACACCUGGACCCGGCCCAUCAACGAUAACUUCGGAUCUAGGUUUCCCUUAUAGUCCAGGAGCUAAUCCGGCUUACAGAGCCCCAGGAUGGCCAGGACAGGGAGGACCAAGCUCACCUACAAGGGAGAAACCUAUGAAUUUCAGAAGUCCAGAUGGAUGGAGUAAAAACGAUAACGGAUCCGCUAAAGAAGGAGGUCAUAAUAGAAGAUCAAGAAGUUUGGCGUUGGGCAAAGGUACCAUGAGUCCUCAAGAAUUAGUCUGGGCUUUAGGUGGUCAACCUACACCACCACCUCUACCUUCUCGUAGACCUCAUUCAGCCGCUAUACCAUCCCAUCAUCCACAUUCACGUAAAAUUUCCAUCAAUAACUUCCCUUUAUCACCUCCUUCUGACGAAUCGAUCAGUAGUUCACUUUCACCACCUCUAAGAUCACUUCCGGAACGGGAUCUAAUGGCUUCAGCAGCAGCUGGUCCAUCUAGACCUGCUCUGAUACGAGCGACGAGCUCAACUAGUUCACAAGGUACAACCGAUGAUGAUACAUUCAUAUCAAAUGGUGCUUUAACAAGAUCGAAAUCACGUCCUAUGCCUUCUCCAUUAGCUCAUGGAAGAACACCUUCAUAUCAUAAUGCAUACGGAGCCAAUCUUUUAGGUCUAGGUACCCCGCCCGCUUUACCACCACCAACUCAUCCAUAUAUAAGGGAACGCAUACCUGUAGACAAAGGUACCACGACCGUCUUAUGGGCCUACACUAGGUUGAUAGCUCAUUUUCAUCCUUCGAACACUUAUAUCCCUCCAGAUCCAUUAUUACCUCUUCGAUCCAUGCUACUACAUCAACCAGUUGGAUCAGGUUCUCUAAAUCCUACUCCAGCCUUAACGUCUAAUGGAGCCGGUUCAAAUGGGACCUCAAGAUGGCAACUUAGUUUUGGAACUGGUACGAUCGGAAAUGCAACUCAACCAAGUUUGACCGGUAGUUUGUUUGGUCUAGCGAAAGAUCUGGUCAUGGGUGGAAGUGGUGGAAGUUUAGAGGAAGAGAGAAAGAGAGUUUGGAAUAUGAAAGAUUUACCAGUAUUAGAAACUACUAGAAGUUUGUUAGGCGUGGACCUGAAGUUGAAAGAAGGUGAAAGUAAGGAAUUCAUGUAUACCCUUCCGUUACCUGCAACCCUACCUCCUGCUCAUCGUGGCAAAGCUUUUCGGUUCUCCUAUGAUCUGGUAGUAUCACUUAAUGUCUCGCUCCCCGGAGGAGGAGGUAGACAGAAGUCAAAGGACAUUACGGUUCCUAUCAGGGUCUGGGCGAAUGUAUCAGUUGGACAUCCUUUUCGAACGUAUGAUGUACUAAAACCGAUCAUCCAAACGAAAGAAGAAGGGAUUGUUCAGGAAGUAGAACCCGAACUCUCACCUAAAUCACAGGAAGAACGCUCUUCACCUAUCCCUAACGGGGGAAUCGGCCUUCGCCGGCGAUCUAGUGCAUCUGAUAAACACCGAUAUAAAGGUGGAGAUACAAUGGAAUCUCUUCAAGCGUACGCGAAACAUCUACUCGACACCCUUGAGCCAAACUCCUCACAUAAUCCUUCGGAAGGAUAUACACCGAAACUACCUCCUCAAAGUCCAAGUGGAUCAAUAUCAAAGCUACCCAGAUCGAGAGUAGUCAGUCCUUCUUCAUCUUCAUUCCAUAUUCCUCCAUUACCCGCGAAGGAAACAAAUGGAGAUCGCGGUGAUAGAAAAUCAGAGACAUAUCUUGGAAUACCUGGAGAUACACUAGGAAAAGGAUUGAGGCCAAGACCAAAACAAGGCACAGUUCUAGAAGGUGACGAUGAGUUGGUCGAAGAGGGUACAGAGGCUGGUUGUGGUGAAGCUGUUGAGAUUCUCAGUCGACAUUCGCCCAAAGCUUCAUACGAUAUCGCAAAGGACGGAGAAGUCGUGGCUGUCUUGACGUUGAUCAAAACCACGUAUAGACUAGGAGAGACCGUUUUGGGAGUAGUGACUUUCAAUGAGCCGGAAACGGAACGCAGAGUCCUUAAAUUUUCUGCAUUCUUGGAAUCACAUGAAUUGAUACCGGAACCACUACUUCCACCUGGAAAUGUCCAGCCUCAAUUAUCAAGAUUACAUGCUGAACAUCGUUCAUCAUAUGUCGUCUCCUCCUCAAGAUUAGCGUUCUCUCUGGAUAUCCCUUCUGACGCGACUCCAGGAUUCAGCUUAGCCGCAGGACAAGGGGACAAAGGUGGCUUAGAAUGGAAAGUCAAGUUGCAGUUCGUUGUCGCUGUUCCACAUCAUCACCACCAACACCAUCAUGAUCAUCGUCAACAAAGCAAUAAUCGAAAAUCUGAGAGUACAGCAAGGACCGACAAAGGCCAUGUGAAGCAUAAGAGACAGAAUCAAUCAGUGAAUCUUUUACCUAGAAAUGGGUCAUCUAAUGAUCAUGAUAACAGAUUCUAUUCAGCGACAAACACUUUGACCCCUUUACUACCUCUUUCUGAGCCAUUGAGAAUAGAUGGGAUUUCUUCCAAUUCAGAUUCAGAUGAAAAAGAUCUCAACCUUGAUCGGGGUGAAAAACCAAUAAAAAGGCGAAGCUCGACGACGAUGAGAUGGGAAGAAAUGAAAACUGAGUUAGUUGAAUGUCAAGUUCCGGUGAAAGUCUUAGCUGGAAAUACUGCUUUCGUAGUCAGACCUUCUGUCUGGGUGAUUUGA